CAGGGCACUGAGAGUUUUGCUCUGCACUGAAGUCAGCCAGUGUUCAGUCAGAGUUUGGUCAUGUCUGGACUGUUGGGUGUUCGCCUGCUGCUGCUGUGGGGCUGCGCCUGCCUCUGGCUGAGCAGCUCAGCCUCGGGAGCUCUGGUCAUCUCCAGGCACGAUGAAGCCAUACAGGAAAGAAGAGGAGCUGCCAGAUCACUGCAGAAAAGAAGUACAAAUGAAGUAAUGGUGGAGGUGCACAGUGUGACAGUGGACUGCACUGUGACAUCUCGUUUUGCCCACACUGUCAUGACCUCCAAGGCGUUCAACAAAGCAAGCUCGUCACAGGAAAUCUUUUUUGAAGUGGAGCUGCCCAAAACUGCUUUCAUCACAAACUUCAGCAUGGAAAUUGAGGGUCAGGUGUAUGUUGGAGAGGUGAAGGAGAAAGAGAAAGCUAAGAAACAGUACGAGAAGGCUGUUUCUUCUGGACAGACUGCUGGACUCGUCAAGGCUUCUGGAAGAAAGAUGGAGAAGUUUUCAGUCUCUGUCAAUAUUGCAGCUGAAAGCAACGUGACCUUUGUCCUGACAUAUGAGGAGCUCCUUCAGAGGAAACUGGGCCGAUAUGAGCUUUUGACCAGAGUCAAACCCAAAACACUGGUUCAGGACUUUCAGAUUGUGACAAACAUCUAUGAGCCUCAGGGCAUUUCUUAUGUUGACGCCCAUGCAACCUUCCUCCCGAAUGAGCUGCUCCCUCUGGUGGAGAAAACUGUCACAGACAGAAAGGUACGGGGUGGGGGGAUCAUAAGCAGAGAGCGCUUGCAAGCGCUGUCCUUAGACAUUUACGAUAGAAAAUCUGAACAUGCAAAUGUGAUAAAGUGUGUGUAUUUAUUUCAGGGUUUCUACGACGAAGUGGCCAGCCCUCUACUUUUAGAGGUGGACAUGCACUAUCCUGACAAUGCAGUGGAUUCUCUGACCACCAGCCACUUUAGCCACUUGUUUAAUGGCACAGAGAUUGUUGUGGCUGGUCAUUUAAUGGACAACGACCUUGACAACUUCCUGGUGGAAGUGAUUGGACAGGGGCUUGAAGAAGACUUCAGAGUCCAGGGUCAAGUGCGUGCCGCAGACUGGGAUGUUUUUUACCCAGACGAGGAGUACAUCUUUGGAGAUUUUACCGAGCGGUUGUGGGCCUACCUCACUAUCCAGCAGUUACUGGACAAGAGCAAGAGCGGUACACCAGAUGAGAAAGCCAACACAACAGCCAAGGCCCUGGAUAUGUCCCUGCAGUACAGCUUUGUCACCCCUCUCACAUCCAUGGUUGUUACCAAGCCCGAAACCGAAGACUCAACAAGCAGCCCUCUUAUUGCUGACAAGCUGACUGAAGAGCAAAGACAGCAGGCUGAAAAAAUGACAUAUAAUUAUAUACCUGCGCAGUCGUAUCCACAGCAUUACCAGCCAGCACCUGCAUAUUUUGGUAAGUACAUCAUAUACAGUUCAGAUAGGAUAGAUUGUGCUCCAGCUAUGACGUCUGACUUUGCUGAUAUUUACAGAUCUGCAUUAAGAAGCACAGUUAACAUUAUUGGAGACAAGAAAACUCCCCCUGAUGGGAAAAUAAACACCUAUUUUUGGCGUUUUGGCAUUGUCCACCAGACCCUUGGGGUCAGGCUAGAGGUGAGCACUGAGGACAUCUCGCUGUUCCAGGACGGCAAAUGGGUCAAACUGCUUUGGUCUGACGCGGCCUCCAUUAAAGGAUCCAAUGUGGAUCUUCUUGUGACCAAGGAUCGCAGCCUAACAGUAACACUAAGAGAUUCAGUUAAGUUUGUGAUUUUGCUUCACAAAGUGUGGAAGAAGCACCCAUACCACCGGGACUACUUGGGUUUCUACACCCUGGACAGUCACCUCCUGUCCCCUGGUGUUCAUGGCCUGCUAGGUCAGUUCUAUCAUGGGAUUAACUAUGAGGUGGCACACUUGCAUCCAGGAAAAGUCCCAGAGAAACCAGAUGCCACCAUGUAUGUGAAAGGACAGGAGCUCAAUGUAACCAGAGGCUGGCAGAGGGAUUUCAGGAACGAUGUGAAGAACGGGGAAAAUGUUCCGUGCUGGUUCAUUCACAAUAAUGGGACUGGCCUCAUUGACGGACAUGUGACAGACUACAUUGUUUCCGGCCUUUUUAAAUCUGUUUAAGAAGAGGCCACACAGCCGUACCAGCUGCUGAAAUCAUCAAAAUGCAAUUCUUUUAAAUAAAUAUUCAAAUCCGCAGGCACCAAUAACCAGCAACCAACACAAGACAGCUUUCAUUCAUAGUGCUGCAUACAUAAUAAUCUCAACAGUGUCAAGUACUUGGAGACUGUCUCAGUGUUUCCUUGUAUUAAAAUAUGUGCAAAACAGUCAUUAAAGAUGUGCUCAAGAUUGGUCAA
Messenger RNA from Neolamprologus brichardi, 2390 nucleotides. NCBI's taxonomy places the organism in Eukaryota, Metazoa, Chordata, Actinopteri, Cichliformes, Cichlidae. The record is from RefSeq and is a predicted model, not a curated record.